AGAGAGCUGAACAGAGAUUUUGUCAUUACAUUAUACCACUCACUGCCAGAACCCGACCGUGGUUUCCAGGGAAACUGUGAAUGUGAAGCUUUUCAACAGACACAGCCACAGCUUAAAGAGCGAGGAUUGCCUAAGAUAGAUUCUUCUAGAGACAAACCUGUAGCCUCUGCAAUCACUAUCAAUAAACAGAGGAGAUGUGCGGACAGAUGUGGGUCUCCAUAAACGCUGAGAUUUGCGAUGUUUGACCUGCUGAGGUACUUGUACCACUUUAAUAUAGAGGCAGAAUGGGAAGUAUUAAGGACGAGAUGAGAGGUCUCAGAGAGGACCACCAGCCUCGUGAGAAGACAGAUGAUGGAGAGCAUCCAGGCGGCUCAAAUGGCAGCUCUGUGCCUGAGGGACCUCAGAUAAACACGAGUCAAGAGUCAACAACUCAAGGGGACUAUCAGCCAAAACUACACACGAAUGCCAGCCACACUGAGGAGGGAGGCAAUAAUCCAGUAUCCAAAGAUCCAGUGCUCUCAGGAGGGGAUAGAGACAACACUGACUCUAUAGGUGUUAAAGACCAUACGCAGACUGAUGCCAUCCCUCUGACACAACAACCUGAAGCUGAUAGUACAACGACAGCUGUACACAACAACAUGACAAUCUGUAAUAAGCUCCUGAAUGAUGGUGAAGGAGAUGCUGAAAUUCAGAGGGAAGAGUCUCAGGAUAAAAGCGUGGGUCAGGACAGAGAGAAAGAGGCAGAAAUUGAGAGUAUCUUGGUGCCUGUGCCAUCAACUCCAAACCCUUCCGACCCACGUUCCCCCGACCCACGUUCCCCAGCUCCUUUGGGACAGCAGCACAUGCGCACGCAGGUGAGCCUGGAGGUGGUCCAGUGUUGCUCUGCAGCCACCAGCCCCAUGACUCCUCCCGAGGGCGGCCAUUCCUACUUCUUCCCAAGCUCUUUUGGUAGAUCCGAAGGUGUGGGCUCUGACACUCAAGAUGCUGAGCUACAGGUGGGUCGGCAGGUGGAGUUCUGCUCUGUUGCCACCUCACCCAUGACCCCAAAAACGCCUUCGACCACUGCUUUCCCAGAGCUUAUCGGGAGGGAGGCGGUGCAGAAGGAGGAGAAAGUGAAAAAGAGUGAGGAUCAGAGAGAGAGUGGCCAGCACGAGAGUUUCCCUGUGACAAAGAGUCUGGCAGAAGCUGAGUCAGAGAUAACUGGAGCUAUGAAAUUCACCACUUCAAAGGAGCUGACCGAAGGCUUCAGCUCAAAUGCAUCUCCAGAGAGCUCUGCCAGCUGCCCAGCUGCUGGGUUAAUGGAGUCACAAGUAACUCGGGAGGAUAGUAAUCAGCAGUGUAAGCAGCAGAGGAUGGGAAGUAUGGAUCAGGACAUUACAAUCCUGGUGACCCACUAUAGCAAUGGUGAGGAGGAAGGGGAAGAGAAGGCUGAGUUAUCUUUUUAUUCCAUUGAGCCAGAGAUGGUCAAGAUAGACGAAUAUGAGGAGCUCAGUGAAAACAAGAGUGAUGGGAAGGAAACUGCUGCUUCUGAUCAGGCACAGGACACCUCAAAUACAAACCCCCCACAAACCAAAAUUGAAGAAUCAUCUGUUCCUGCUAGCGACCAACCAAAAGCUGAGAUCAAAGACACACGUGAAGAGGUAAAAGAUGUUUCUGUGACAAAACCUCCUGUCCCCGAAUCUCCAGCUCCCUUCGGCUGCCACAACAUCCGCACACAGGUGAGCCUGGAGGUGGUGCAGUGUCAGUCUGUGGCUACCAGCCCUAUGACUCCUCCUGAGGGGGACCAAGCCUUCUACUUCCCAAGCUCCUUUGGGAGAUGUGGAGCUGUGGGUGCGGAGACUAAAGACGCUGAGCUGCAGGUGGGUCAACAGGUGGAGUUUCGCUCUGUCGCCACAGCGCCCAUGACGCCAAGGACGCCCACCACCACGACUUUUCCUGAGAUCAGGAAGGAGGCUAGUAUAGAGGAGAAGAUAGUGGAGGAGGAAGAAGAUAAAAAGGAGGAGGACGAGGAGGAAGCACUUAAAGAGGAGGAGAGAGUAACCAAAGAGAAAAAAGUGGAGGCAGCUGAAGAGGACAAAGAGGAGGCAAUACAUUGUAAUGAGAAAGGUGAGGAGAAAUGUGAGGAGCCGGUGCAGGAGGUGAGCUGGGACGAGAAAGGAAUGACGUGGGAGGUGUACGGGGCGGUGGUGGAAGUGGCCGUGCUGGGCUCAGCCAUCCAGAAACACCUGGAGAAACAGGUGAAGAAGCAGAAGAGGCAGCCCUCCAUGCCUCCCCCUCCUCCGCUCAACCCCUCGGCCAUACCCCUCACCUCAGAGUCCGCCCAGGGGGGGUCAGGGUCGGGUAAAGGCCGGGCCGGGAAGAGAGGGGAGGAGGAUGGGAAGGUGAGCCGACGCAGAAGAAACCCGUUCCGCCUGCUGAUGGAGAACAUGCAGCAGCCACAUUGUUGCUCCAGAGCUCAUACCACCGAGUGACACAAGAAUAAAGCAACAGCUGGCCGCAGGUAAAAAACAUCUGUCAAAGUCACACGAGAUCUGAUGUAUGUGGCUGUGAUGCUCACUGAUUCACUUCAAUGUGACAGUGUCUUGACAGUGAGAGAAGCAAAUCACCUCCUAACACGAGACAAAAAAGCACAAAAGCAUUUAUUGUACAGUUUCUAUGGUGGAGCGUUCGUGACUGAGAAUCAGCCAUAUAAGAUUUUUUUUUGUUUCUUUUUUCUUGGAUUCCUGUUUUUCACAAAUCUCCUGGGACUUCUCGCUGUACAGGCCGACAGAUUAAUGGACUCUCUGUUUGGAAAAAUGAGGGUGAUAUAUCAAUGUCAUUUUUAGCUCUUCUCCUUUAAUGUUUUUCACCCAGGCCAUUCAACUGUCCAAUGAAUCAUUCUAGCUGUUGAUGCUUUUUUUAUUUUUUAUUUUAUGCACCUCAGACAAGAUGAAGCCAUGGCAACCAACUAUCCUUCUUGUUUCAAACAAGCUUAACAAUGAACAGCUUUGACCGGGAGAGAUGACAGCAGAGUGACAGUUUUUGGUUAUGAUUUAUGACCUCAUGGUUUGUCAGUACAAUCUGAGGGUCAAUUUGUUUCGGAUGUAUGGAAAUUUGAAUUGAUCUAAAUGUUGCCUUGAUCAGUGAGUGAGAGGAGUCCCUACCAUUAGUGCAGGCUUUUUGUAUGUCUUAUAUUCUGCUUUUAGAUUUGGCACAAUGACUUGUUUGUAUUGUGAAAAACUAUAAAAAAUGUACUGAUGACAAGCACAAUCAUGAUUAUUUUAGAAAAGUAAUGACUCCUGUCAUUGCUGUUUUUAUGUAUUUGUAUUUUAAUGCCAUGAUAAGCAAUUCAGUUGUAAGUUAUGUGAUGAAACUUACUUUAAAUGUUUUAAUUCAGAGGUUGUUACAGUGUCGGUGAUGUUGGUGUUCACACAUUAACUUCAUAAAAGUGGGCUAAAAUCCACAUUUGAAGACAAUUAUUUUAUUCACAGAUUGCACUUGUAAUACAUUCAUUUAGAUGUCAGUAAACAGUGAAAUAGUUUUUUGCAUCUGCUGCUUGUAGGACGUCACAACGUCACACUGCAUGAGGUUUUAUUUCAGCAGCAAGUAUCUCAAGCCCCAAGCAAACACUGACAAAUGAAACAUGCAUUAGGUUAAACCUUCAGGCUGACAUGCAGUUAUAAAUAAUGAUUUCAUUCAUACACCAACAUUAUGCAAUAUUCUCCUCUUUUUUGAUUUUCUUUCUAGUAGCAUCAGCUGCAACAAAAAAUAGCAUUGUGUGUUGGCAUAACUUAUAAUACAGUUUAUUUCAAAGCAAACCAAACACUUUUUAAACCAUUGCUUAAUAUAUGAACAAAAUAAAGUGAUUCACAUGUGCAACAAA
Molecule: messenger RNA, 3862 nt
Organism: Seriola aureovittata
Lineage: Eukaryota; Metazoa; Chordata; Actinopteri; Carangiformes; Carangidae
Gene: gprin1
Product: G protein-regulated inducer of neurite outgrowth 1
Exons: 2
Coding region: 285-2471 (728 amino acids)
Biological process (GO): neuron projection development
Cellular component (GO): plasma membrane
Source: RefSeq, a predicted model, not a curated record